AUGACAAAAGAACUCUUCAUGCAAGGAAUCAGUGAAAAUGUGGGUUCUAUAAAUGGUGAUAUUAGCUCGUGGUCUGAGUGGUCUGAGUGGUCCGAGUGCAACAGGCCAUGUCCAUGGUCUUGGUGCAGAAACACAACCUGUAUUGGAGCCAAAUCAAGGAAAAGAACAUGUACGAAGUCAGUUACCAAUAACACCACUCCGAUCUGUGCAGGUGCUUUUAAGGAAAAUGUGCUUUGUAUAAAAGCUAACUGUCCCGUGAAGGGAGAAUGGAGUGGUUGGACCGGGUGGUCGGCAUGCAGUGUUACGUGUGGAAGCGGUCAUCGUCAAAGAAGUAGAUUCUGUGCAGAUCGCAAAAACCCGUGUCAAGGAAAAAACUUUGAAAAAGCUCACUGUAAUGUGAAACUUUUAUGUCCAUUUGAUGGUCACUUUGGCGAGUGGAGCGAAUGGAGUGAGUGUUCACAGCUCUGUAGUGGGUUUAGGAAAAGGCACAGAACUUGUACUGAUUCAGAACCAGGGCAAGGCAAAAACUGCUCGGGAAAUCGGGAGGAAACACAAAAUUGCUCGGACGACAGCUGUGAAGGUAUAUAUUAUUAG
Messenger RNA from Saccostrea echinata, 594 nucleotides. Its product is annotated as adhesion G protein-coupled receptor B3-like. The record is from RefSeq and is a predicted model, not a curated record. Bases 1 to 594 code for a protein of 197 amino acids. The transcript is spliced from 3 exons. Lineage: Eukaryota; Metazoa; Mollusca; Bivalvia; Ostreida; Ostreidae.